GUUUUGUCACACUACGCUUAGUCGUUCCUCUCAUCUUCUCCCGUCUCCUAUCGUUCCCACUCGUGUUCACCGGUCUACUUUAGUUUCGUCACACUACGCUUAGUCGUUCCCUCUCAUCUUCUCCCGUCUCCUAUCGUUCCCACUCGUGUUCACCGGUCUACUUUAGUUUUGUCACACUACGCUAGGAGGGGGGGCUGAUUACGCAAACCCGCCUCAGUGAGGCGUUAAAUGAUUUUGGUAAGUGGAAACGAUUCAAUACUUAUCAUCAGAUAAAUCUUCUCGAGCAAUUUUACAAUAUUCUGUUUUAAAUGUAGGUACGAUCUUCGCAAUAUUCUGUUUUAAUAACCACGCAAAACAUUUGAAAUUACAACAACUAAUUUUGCCUAAUUUGAAAAUUACACCAGCAAUGACUAGUGGCGCUUAACAAACAGUUGUUACUUUUCACUUUGAAGUUUUGGCCCCUUUCAAUCCCUCGAAAUCAUUUCACGCCUCACUGAAUCCCGGGUGAUCAUGUAAACACCCCUAAGUUAGUUCUCUUACAAAAUAUGCAAAAUAUAACGCGUAUGCAUUUCUUGCGAUGCAAACAUGUUAUGGAAGAGUUUACCUUCACUGCGUUAUUUGCGAGAUUUUUGCAUUCACCAGAGGAUUAAUAUUUUCUCGUUGAAAAUAUACGAAAAUAGUACUUCCGCGACGUCAUUCCCAACGCUAACUCCGCCUUAUUUACGUACAAACAUCAAUGUGUAGAUAUUCUUUUCGAAAAUUGACCCUCUUAAUUUUAUCUCUUUGCAAUUAGCUGCUUUCAGGCGUAGAAUCUGUCCAGCAAGAUAACGCAAAUAAUAGGAAAUGCUUUUUACGUAUGUAAUAUAGUUCUCUUUGGUUGGGCAAACCUUGUUGGUUGUCACCGUAAUCAAAUAAACACGUGGUAAACAUUCAUAAGAUUCAUUCAACUUUACAAGUGGUAAACAAGGCAUUUAAGCUGCAUGUCAAGUUAGCAUUGGCUGGUGGUAAUAUCUACGACUGUUUUUUUUUAUAAAUGACACGAGAUUACCAUGAAUUUACUAUUGAAUUUUUUCUUACUUUCUAUAUCAACAGACAUGUUAAUAAAUGAUUGAUUUCUCACCAACACACACGUAGCAAAAAAAGGCGGUAACAGGCCUCCUUAGUAACAUCGCGUGCACAUUAUAAUCAUGAAGCCAUUAUACAUUGUAUUGUCGGUUGUUAUUCUCAAAAUGAUUACAUUUGAACAAAAAAAGUUACAUAUGCUUAAUAAGCUUUGGUGUAAGGUGUUUAAUCAACUAAAAAGUUACACAGUGCUAAUUGUUCAAUGAAGAUUAGCUAUUUUUUUAUUUUCCUCUUUAUAUUUUGGCAUUUUUAUCGAAUUUGUUACCGGAUUACAUGUUUUAUCGCUGUUCAUGUACAACAACAACCUGUAUAGAAAUACUCCACUUAUAAAGAAACUCUGAUACAACCCAACACAUGUACAUAGGUUUUUUAUGCCAAACAACCAAAAAACAACGAGAGAAAACUAGAUUUGGUUUAAGUACUUAAAAUCACGAAACUUUAAAACGCUUUGUACUCCGUAAUCAAUUCAAUUAGUGAGCAGCUUUAUGUAAUUGACAAGAUAAAGUUCAGUCGCGUCGCUUAAGUACCGUGAAUGCGUGGUUUCAUAAAAUGCUUCGAUCUAUGCGUAAACAAGAAAAAAUGUUUGAAAUAUGACCACGACUUUGGCUUUUAGUUGUAACAUGUAAUUAUACAAUUUUUGUAGUAAUUAUACAUUUGUUAUUGUUGGCCGCCCUCCAUGCAUGGAGUCCCGUAGUUGACAUUUGUUUAAGCACUGUCCCUAUUUAAUUUGUGGCCAGUGGCCCAUCUCCAAAUAUAGCGAAAUCUCAUCCUCAUGCAUAUCCUGUCGUCUAUUUUUAAAGUAAAUAUUUUGCAAGUUUUAACAUUCUUCUCGUCGUUAGUUCCCUGUAAAAUGUGAAUAGUUUCCUUCGGUCCUCGGUCCUCACAAAAAAAGCCAGAAGGAAAAUCCUCUUGAAAAUCACCUUGAAAAAACCCGGAUAAAUCCCACGCACGCGACCAAAUAUUUUUCACGAUAUUAAGAUGUUUAUUGUUAAAAUAUUGCGUCUUCGCAAUAUUUUAACAACAAGAUGUUUGUUUUGGUGGAAUAGGCUUACGUGCACAUUGGUAUGUUUUCACAGUACUUGGUUGAUGUACUUGUUUUUGAUUGCACUUCAAGUGUGCGAAUGUUUUUUACGUGAUUGUGUUGUGUCAAGGUUUGACGAAUGCAUUCAACAAAAAUGUUUGAGUGUUUUUUCAAUUUCAUAGUAAUUUCUCAUAAUUUUUUUGAUGUUCUAGCAAAAAAAUACAUGUAAAAAAUUAUCAAUAAGUACAAUAACUUCAAGUGACUCGACUUCUUCGAGGCACUAUUGAAGUCUUGGUCGACUAAAUAUGCAAUACUUGGUGUAAUAAUAUACAUUGUGAAACCUUUCGACGUUUUUCGAUGUGAACUUCUACGAUGUCAAAUUAAAUUAUACAAUCACGUGGUAGAAUAGUACUGCAUGGCAAAUGUUUAUCGAACGCAGUUGGAUGAUUAGCGCGGUCGUUAUCAACAAUUUGAAACGUCUCUCUCGCUGUUCUUCCUUUCGAAUAAGAUAAGGUUCGUUGCAUAUGGUUUAUAUCAAUCCUACUCCUCAAGGAUUACGUCCAAAGAUAACUUAACAUCGUCAUUAUGUGUCAAACGUUUUCCUCUGAUGCAUUGUAAAGCUUGUAGCCAAACAGUCGUGUCGUCUGCUUGCGUUCUGGAACGUGCGCACGAUUCCUUGGCAAGAAAAUUAAAUCACAGCGUACAAAAUUGAUCACAGCGUACAAAAUUGAUCACAUCGUACUUUCAACAUUCUUCACAGUAUUUCAUUUGUGAAUUGAAUGCGCAACUGUUAACAGUGGAAAUUAUUCGAGAAGCUAUCAGUUACAAAUUUCGUCUGAUAUUAAUUUGGAAGAUUUAUUUUCGUUAUAUUAACGAUACGUUGCUUCGAAUUUGGCAACGAUGAUUUGAAAUCAACGUUCGACUACGAACUUGCGAAACUGGAGGAAUUGGAAUUGUGAUUUUCUCUUCGACAUCAUCCUUCAAAAUAAUUUCUUUUUAAUGACGGACAGAUGUUGCAUAUUUGAGUUGCUCCAUUAAUAUUUUAAAACUGCAGUGGCUUUGCUUGCAAGUUUAAUGAGAGGAUAAAGUUUAAACAGUUGUCAACUUUUUAUUUUAUCGUGCGUUUUGAUCAAAUAUCAAAUUGAAGAAUCACGAAGAAAAUAUUCACAUAUAGAGUUGCCUUCAAAACGUUUGGUGAUUGAUCGUCAUCUGCAAUCAACUCUUCGAGGAGUCAAACAUGGUUUCAUCGUUAUACAACGCUACCAUGUUGCUCUCACUAAACGAUUCUGCUCCCAUUACAUCCAACUCAAGCGUCAACCAUACUGCGCGUUUUGAUCCAUACUACGAUACGUUCCUAAUCCUUUUAGCCUUGUUGAUUAUCGCCAUUAACGGCUUAGUCAUUUGUUUGUUUAUGUGGAAACCAUUUUUAAAGGAGAUCACGAACUAUUUCCUUGUUAGCCUGGCUGUAAGCGAUGGUUUAACUGGACUUCUUGUCAUACCAAUAUAUUUUUCGUGCUCAUUAAGUGGUUAUCGAGUUCAAGUUUGCUUCAGUUUCGACAUGAUUCAUCGAAUGACUGCAUUCUCAACUGUGUACCAUCUCUUACUCAUCACUUGUGACCGUUACGUUGCCAUCACUCGUCCAUUCCGUCACAGCAGCACGUUCACAGCGCGUGUUGCAUACAUUUCGAUUGUAUGUGUGUGGAGUGUUUCCAUGUUUUUACCUCUUGUUCAACUCACGUGGUAUGAUACGUCCAAUCUGAGGCUGGCAAAUUCACGUAUACGACAGUACGAGUUGCGCUACAACAUCACUUGUGCAGUCGUCGCCUUUCUUUUACCCGUCACUAUUAUGAUCAUCGCGUACGCCGAAAUGCUGCGUAUCGUUGUGAGACAUGCGCGCGCGAUUGAAGCAACGUCACGUGAACGGCAGGCUCUGAGCAAAGAAAAGCGUGCUAUGGCGAUCUUUGCCACAAUGUUGUUUGCCUACGUCUUCUGUUGGUUCUCCUUUUUCUUCAUGUCUCUAGCAUCGGAUCUUCCUGGUGUAUUGCGUGUACCCGAAGUCGUCGCUUCCAUUCUGUUCUUCUUUCGUUUUUGUACAUCUAUCAUAAAUCCCAUCAUUUAUAUAUUUUGUAAAACGGAUUUCAAGAGAGCCCUUCGUGAGGUGAUUGUACAGUACCAAUGUCGGGCAAUAGUGUCGGGAUUUCUUCUCCAGAAUUACUCUGUAUCAAACAACGAAGACGAUGAUAGCUCACCGCGUGGAACCCAAAGGACACACACGUCGAGAGCGCGUUAGAUCUCUUGCGUAAUAAAUGCGCUCAAUUUUCCGAAGGACAAUUUUUUUAAUGAUGGUGAUUAUUUGCCAGUUGACUUUACGAGUGAACAUAUCCUGUGUGUGAAAUGGUUGGUGGCUUGAUGAAAUUGAAAUUUUCAACCUGUUUUUGUGUUAUCGCCAAUGUAUCACUGGAGAAACUUGUACCGAGUCAUUAAAUUGAUGCUUGAUGUUAAGCAAAAGGGAACGAGCUCAGUUUACCUAUCGUUGUAUAUGUUGCUGUUAUUUUACUAUACAUUCCAUUUUAUUUUUCACAAUUUCCUUGCCGCAUGUUGACGUUUUCAAGAAAUACGAGAUAACAAUUGAAUCACUUGGAAUAAAGUAAGAAAAAGUCUAUUCAAGAAAUGAAGUAGUCGACCUUUCUCUGCUGCUGUUUUGAAAACAUUAUCCAACAACGACAGGCGUAUUUCAUUCAUGUUUUGUUUAGAAAGUUAUUUUCUAUUCAUUGUAAGAUAUCAUCAAUUAUCGCUAUUUUUUGUUAUUUAAAUUAUCGUAGUAUAGAAAGUUAAGCAUCUUUAUAUAUAAACUUAGCAAUCAUUUAUCUAGUAUGAACUCUUAUUUAUUCUCCAAAAUUCUCUGCUUUUGAACGAGGCGAAAUCCUUUUACCCGAAAGCAAUUAGAAAAAAUCCCAAAUACCUUAACAGCAUUCCCCUAUCGUAUUAUUUACAUAACUUUGUACAUAUGUUAACAAUUUAUAGACUCAUUAACAUAAUUUGCGCGCAUUCCCACAGGUGCGUGCCAGGCAAAUUAUAAAUUACAAUCUUAUAAAUUACAAUAUAGAAAAACCAA
Molecule: messenger RNA, 5258 nt
Organism: Xenia sp. Carnegie-2017
Lineage: Eukaryota; Metazoa; Cnidaria; Anthozoa; Malacalcyonacea; Xeniidae
Product: histamine H2 receptor-like
Exons: 1
Coding region: 3381-4433 (350 amino acids)
Biological process (GO): adenylate cyclase-activating adrenergic receptor signaling pathway
Cellular component (GO): membrane
Molecular function (GO): G protein-coupled receptor activity
Source: RefSeq, a predicted model, not a curated record